Tribolium madens (black flour beetle) is the source of this 3262-nucleotide messenger RNA. RefSeq names its product polycomb group protein Psc-like. Gene Ontology annotation, cellular component: PRC1 complex. The record is from RefSeq and is a predicted model, not a curated record. Gene Ontology annotation, molecular function: promoter-specific chromatin binding. Gene Ontology annotation, biological process: negative regulation of transcription by RNA polymerase II. The transcript is spliced from 6 exons. NCBI's taxonomy places the organism in Eukaryota, Metazoa, Arthropoda, Insecta, Coleoptera, Tenebrionidae. The coding region runs from base 418 to 3057 and encodes 879 amino acids.
UACAUCGCUUUCUCUCUCGCACACAGCUGUACAGAACGCAUCAGUCUGCCGAGCGAGAUCGUAGAGUGCUGUGAGUCGCAUUUCGCCGUGUGAAAAACCGCCGCCGUCGCCGUCACCGACGAGCAGCCGCCUCCUGGCUCACUCUCGGACGCCCCCACGCCGCCUCCAGCAGUUUCCCACCGUCGGAAUCGGUGAAAAACCGUCAAAUGUGUGCGUGUUGAGGUUAGGUGCGUCGAUAAGGGCGAGAAUCGCUCGAGCCGGCCGUGCGAUUGCUUUUGUUUUCUCGUUAUUACUUAACUUAAAUCGGGGUGCAUCGAGUGGACUGUGGAAAUGACCAGUGACGUUUUUCGCAAAACGAAAAGUGGAUUUUCGCCGAGAUUUGGGGGAAAUUAGGGCCGAUCGAGGUUUUAAACAGCGAUGGAUCCUCCUCAAAAGCACGAGAAGAUCAAACUUGUCGAGAUAAACUCAUACUUGACCUGUUAUCUCUGCAAGGGGUAUCUGAUCGACGCCACCACCAUAUCGGAAUGUCUGCAUUCGUUUUGCCGAAGUUGCAUCAUCAAGUUCCUCCAAAAGAACUGCUACUGUCCAGUGUGCGAAGUCAUCAUCAACAAGGCCAAGCCUUGUCUCAAAUUGGAUAAGACGCUACAAGAUAUUGUUUAUAAAUUGGUUCCGGGACUUUUCGUCAACGAAAUGUACCGAAGAAAGGAGUUUUAUCAAAACAGGCCCGGAUUAGCGCCGAAAGUCUCUCCGGAGGAACGCGGAGAAGAUACCGAACGGACGAUUUUCAACCCUCAGGACGCUAUAAGUCUCUCAAUUGAGUACAUCAGUGAUGAUUCGGCCCCAGGCGCUAUACCAUCCCUACCAGCCAACACCGAACAACCUCAUGACAAUCCCAUGAAGAGAUAUCUUCAAUGUCCCGGGAUGUGUCGCAUUGAAGUUUUGAAGAAAUUCGUCAGAAAUAAAUACAAUGUCGAUACUAAUCUUUUUCAUAUUGAUAUUUUAUACAAGAGAGUACCCUUACCGGACCAUUACACCCUCAUAGACAUCGGAUACAUCUACUCAUGGAAAAGGAACGAACCAAUGAAAUUCUUCUUUCGAAUCACAGAUAUAAACAAAGUGACUGAAAGGUUCGACUACUUCGACGGCCGUACAUCACCGGAAGUCGUCCAUAAACCGGUCAAGAUCAAGGAGAAGAAGACUAGUCAGAAAAAGGAAGAAGUGAAGAAAGAGAAGAGUCCAAAACCGAUCAAACAUGAAAUUGUCUCGAGUCCAAAACCAUUCAAACCUGAAAUUGUGUCGAGCCCAAAACCUGUCAAACCUGAAGUUGUGGCGAGUCCAAAACCGGUCAAACAAGAAGUUGUAUCGAGUCCAAAACCGGUCAAACAAGAAGUUGUGGCGAGUCCAAAACCGGUCAAACAUGAAGUUGUGGCGAGUCCAAAACCGGUUAAGCCUGAUAUUGUGACGAGUACAAAACCGGUUAAACGCGAAGUGCCGAAUACAAAACCGAUCAAAAGUGAAGUGACGUGCCACAAACCGAUCAAAAAUGAAGUCAUCGCGAGUCCAAAACCUGUUAAAAGUGAAGUGAAACCGGCCAAAACUGAACAUAUGGCGAGUCCAAGACCGGUUAAAAGUGAACAUGUCGCGAGUCCAAAACCAAAACUGGUUAAAAGUGAACUUGUCGUGGGUUCAAAACCGGUGAAAAGUGAAGUGUCGAGUCCAAAACUGGAAAUAAAAAGUGAAAAGGGCGACGAAGUGCGUUUAAAACCGGAAAUAACCGAAGAAAUAAAAAACAAAAUUCAAAAUGGCGACUCGGUGUAUACGAAUAUAACAUUGAAUCGUGACGACAAUGUGGAAAUUAUCACAAAAAUACAAAAAGUGUCGAACAAAGAAGGCCAUCCUAUCGGACUUAAUAUCAUAAAUCAUACAGUGAAGAAAGCAAAAGUACAAAAACAAAACGGACAAAACGAUAAGUUAGUUCCUAGUGUCGACGUGAAGACUGAAGAAGAAAAUAAAGAAAAGGAAGAUUUUCUCAAAUCGAUCGAAUUGACGGCAAAAAGUUCGCUCGAGAAGAAAGAAACUAAACCCCCUCCUCAACUCCCUCCAAUCCCCCUCCCAUGUUCUUCAUCUUCAUCUUCGCAAAAACGGAAGAAUUCCAGUCCGAUGAAAAACGACAAAAAGCCGAAAAUCGAGAAAAAACCGAUGAAAAUCAUCAUACAACCAAAAUCCAUACAAAAUCCGACUGUCAGACAAAUGGUGACAAAUGUCAACCAAAACGUCAACAAUAUGUCAAAAAUCGUGGAACAAACGAACAAACAAACCGACCUACAGUCACUUAUCAAUAAUUGCAAAAUUAACAUCCCAGCCUCCUUAUCAAUAACUUUGAAUGAAGGUGGCGAAGGGGGGGCCCGGACACCCCCUUCAAUACCUCCCGUGAAAAACUACAUCGAAAUUUUAAAAAUCGAAGAUAAGGAUAAAAAACAGACAACCCCCACGUUUCAGAAAAUUUUUGAAGAAAGUAUUAAAAAAUCCCCCCCGACGGAAAAACCGACCCCUCUUGAUUUAACCAGCGAAAAUUCCACUACCCCCAAACGGAAAAUCCUCGAAAUAGCCUCCCAACUGUCUAAAAAAACUAAAAGUGAACAUCAAGAGAAAAAUAAAAGUGAGGACGUGGGGGGUAAAAUCGCCAUUCCUCGACUUGCGACUCAGAGGACUCUAAAGCCCCCUUCCAAAACCAGUGCCAGUUUGCAUUCGCCGAGUUUAGGGUUGAAUUAUACGGUCUCGGUGGGGCAAGCCAAAGGGGGUAAGGUGUCCCCCUCGACGUCUAAAGCCAGUUUGAGUCCGAAUCAUCUUCUCGAAAAAUAUAAUAUACAGAAUUUGGCUCAAUUGACGGCUAGUUUUAAUUUCAACGGGGGGUUUGGGGCACUCCAACAUGCCAUGAUGUUGAAGCAGAUGGAGCAUCAUAGUUGGCUGAAUCAAGGCCCGCUGUUGCAAUACGAGAAGUAUUUGCAGAGUUUGAGUGCGCAGAGUAAGUUGAUGGGGAAUAUCAAGGAGAAUUGACGGCGGGUCAAGGGGUAGGGGGUUGUUGGAAUUUUGUUAGUUUCAGUUAAAAAUUUUGGCAACUUCUGUUAAUGUUGUGUAUUGUUAUUUUCGACUUUUUUAAAUCAGUUAUGAGAGGUUUCAUUGUAUUAUAAUGUAUGUAAAUUGUAGAAUGUUAGCGUAAGGGAAAUGUAAAUUAUUUUACAAUUUUCAUUAAAAAAAAUUU